This is a messenger RNA of Nasonia vitripennis (jewel wasp), 552 nucleotides long. RefSeq lists its product as uncharacterized. Lineage: Eukaryota; Metazoa; Arthropoda; Insecta; Hymenoptera; Pteromalidae. The record is from RefSeq and is a predicted model, not a curated record. The transcript has a single exon. Bases 1 to 552 code for a protein of 183 amino acids.
AUGAUUCCUGAUAUUCUGCAAGUGGAUAUGAGCACUGAUGAGGCAUCACUAGAUAAAGCUAGUAAAAUUAUUAUGUGGCCCAUUCAAAUUAGAAUUGUAAAUAUUCCUAAAAGUGCUCCAGAGAUUGUUGGUAUUUUUAAAGGUGAGAAAAAGCCAACAGAUGCUACACUGUUUUUUCAGCUCGUUGUCGAUGACUUUAAUAGAAUUUCUGAAACUGGUAUAGAUUUUCAGGGCAAAACUAAAUUUUUGAAAUUCCGAUGUUUUAUUGCUGAUACACCUGCGCGAUCUUUUUCAUUAGGUCACUGUGGAUAUAAUUCUAAAGCUCCAUGUUCCAGAUGCUGGGUUAGAGGAGAGUUUAUUCGUCCAGGAGUAAUGGUUUAUCGUGGUUUUGAUCAUGCUCGUCGUACGCAGGAUGAGUAUUUAUUGCAAGUGGAUACGGAUCAUCAGCAGAACAGUUCAUACAAAUAUUUGUUGAUAGAGCAUCAGAUGUUAAGAGCAUUGAAUUUCUUUCAUAGAACACCCAUGUUUUGUUACAUCUUGCUGAGGUUGUGA